UUGCCUAUCCGCCGCAAACGGAGGAUGAUCACCAAUCGCAGGCCAGUGAAAAACUUUGUAAAAUUUCUAAUUAAAGUGAAAUUUCUAAAUAAAUAAAAACCCUAAGUCUGAAAAUGAUUGAAAGAUUGUUUCUAAUCUGUUUGUUGAUAAUAAAUUUGAAUCUGCUGCAAAAGAACAGGACAUGGGCUCUAUUGGAUAAUCAGUGGUAUAAUUCAUUGACACCGGAUCAAAGGUCAUUUCCAUCGGCUGUGGCAGUUCAAAAAAGCUAUGACUCUUGGCAGCCGCUAUUGAAAACUCAUAAGUGGUGGAUAACAACAGCUGGUGGUGCUGCUGCCACUGGUUCAUUGUCAAUGAAGUCAAACGAGAAUAUCGAACGUGAAAAUGUAUCCUUUAUGCUGCAGCCGUCAUCUGGCGGUGUUUCAGCACCAACCCAGUAUUUUACAAAUCGCUUAUUCAUCUAUAAUAAUCAAAACGGAAAUUACAACAAAACACAAAUUACCCCAUUCAGUGGCGGUGCUGAUGUUCCGAACACAAAAUCAACAUUGUCACCAAUAACACAUCGUAGUCGUCACCACCAUCAUCAAAAGCAUCCAUUGACAAAUAUUGAAGGCAUUAACCGCAACGUGAAAAACAACUAUCAGCCGCAUAACCCCAUCGAACAACAGCAGGAGCAGCAACAACAACAACAGCAGGUGAAUCGUACCUAUUCUUCUCACAUAUCUCCAAAGUAUACGCAACAAACGAAUAUUGUCGAUGCUAAACAAGCCCAACGACUACGACAUAUGCCAGACUCUACAACCAAUCGUCAAUAUGUCACGACGGAUGUUCAACGUCAUUUUGGGGAUAAAUUUGUGUCAGUCCCAGCCUUAGCUCUGAUUGACAACCGACUUUCACACAUUUUGACAACAAAAGAUCCGCACAUCUCAACUAAUGGCAAUCACCUAGAAGCCAUUUCUGAUCCAUCCCCCUUCCCGGCAAAUAAAGAAGUUAAUGUCGAUGCUGACAACGACACUGAUGGAAUUGGCAAAAUCCUCGUUCACGCUGCUUUAGGCAAAGUGAAACAAUUUGGUGAUAUUCUUAAGGAUAUAAUGGCAAAGGAGGAUAAGAAUACCGACGAAGGCAAUCAAAAUGAAGGAGGCCAUGCUAAUGAAGAUGUUUUUGUCCAGAAUCCACCUGACGUCGACACUGAAGGUGAGGAUGUCGAAGCGUCUUUAAGAUAUUCAGAUGAAAACGAUGGCAAUGAUGAUGACCAAGCACUUUUGCAACUUACACCUGCAGUGCUGCCCAGUGCGAGAGUCAUAAAAACUACCGGAACAUUAAAGACAUCGCCAUUAAAUUUGGUAACAAAAAAAGAGAUUAAUAAUGAAGGUCAAGGCCAAAUAGAUAAUAUUAAUGAUGCUGUGGAGAAAAGUUUAACGCCAGCGACGGAAAGCCCAACAUCCAGAUCACUGAAAGUUUUACAAACGACAGCUUGGGGAGAAACCACGCAACAUGAUGUCGGUACUAAUCGUAAGAUAAAGAAAAAAAUUAAGAAGAAAUUUAAAAAAGUACUUUUGCCACUUUUGUUGGCCUAUAAACUUAAGUUUUUAACACUGAUACCAAUACUUAUUGGUGGACUUAUACUGCUGGUUGGCUCAACAGGUAUGGCUGGUUUCUUUUUUGCCCUGUUCGCAGCCGUCAUGACAAUGAGAGGUGGUGACAAAUAUCACAGGUCCAUAUAGAAGCUGAGAACUUGGGUUAGUUCUAUUUUAAGUUUAUUGUAACUAAGUUUAAGUUAUAUUUUUAGAGUAUUGCAAUCAAAAUGGUGAAAUUGGGUUUGUAAAAUCGAGUUAAGUAAUUUUAUUUGGGUAUCACUAUAACAUACAUUUUAUUAUUUAUUUGCUAAAAUAAGUCCUUAUUGUUUAUAACAAUAUUCAUAAAUCCAUCCUAUUUACUAAAUUUGUAUAAUUUUUAUUUUAAGUUUUCAAUAUAUUUAUAAAUAUUUAAGAAA
Molecule: messenger RNA, 1990 nt
Organism: Musca domestica (house fly)
Lineage: Eukaryota; Metazoa; Arthropoda; Insecta; Diptera; Muscidae
Product: rho GTPase-activating protein gacU
Exons: 2
Coding region: 114-1721 (535 amino acids)
Source: RefSeq, a predicted model, not a curated record